Messenger RNA from Lactuca saligna, 896 nucleotides. NCBI's taxonomy places the organism in Eukaryota, Viridiplantae, Streptophyta, Magnoliopsida, Asterales, Asteraceae. The record is from the annotation of a GenBank genome assembly.
GUAAAAUAAAAAUUAUUAAAAAAAAACCGUCAGUUAACAAAUUUACAUAGAUCUGUAUCAAAAAGAAAAAUUGCACUCUUCCCUACAUUUCAAUAUUUUCACCAUUUUCCCUCCAUUCGCCAUCUUUGAAGGUAUUGUCGGGAACCCUAGGUUGAUCGCUUCCAAAAUGACUGAAAUUUCUAGAAAGCUUGAUGUCGAGAAACUAAUUUCAUAUAGCGAUGACCUGGUUCAGUUCUUGAAGAACGAAAGAGACAUCAAUGACUUGAAGCAUUCAGUCGAAAAAUCCGACACACUCCGCCAUCGAUGCCGUUCAGAUUAUGCCGCAGUUCAAAGCUCUCUAGAAGAUUAUCAAAAAAAGAUCGACCUAUGCAAGCAAAAAACAGAAGCUGCAAAGGCUGAAGAAAUUAAAGAUCUUGAAGAACAAAGAAGUUCCAUUGAAGACAGAAGGAAGGUUCUGAAGAAACUCAAACAAGAUGAAUUAAAAGCACAGAUGAAGCUAUCAAUGUUUGCAUGUGUAACAAGCAUCCUCCCUGACUUAAAUGAUCAGUCCAAGAUGAUAUCUGGACAUAUUGUUGAUAAAGAGAAGAAAGUAGUUGAAAAGUUUGAGUUCAAUCCCCAGGAGAAGAGUGAUUUUGAUACUUGUAAUACAAUCUGGGAGAUGAUAAAAGAUUGAAGCUUUUUCCUCCUCAUGUAAACUUAAUAUGUGAUUGUUUUAAAUCCAUGUUUUGGGUUGAAUUUGUGAAGAUUUGUAUUCUUGGGGGUUCGUUUGUAUUUAUUUGUUUGCUUCUAGUAAAUUCAAAAAUGGUUUGGUUUGGUUGUAACUAUACUAUGGUAGUGAUAAGGCUAUGGUGUUUUUUCUUUUUUACUUAAUGGAAAUAUAUUUUGUAUCAAGUAAA